CUCUAUUUAAAAAAAAAAAAAAAAAAUAUUGCAAUUAUAAUGUCUUCUUUGCAAUCUGGAAAUUUUUGGAAAAACACCAACUAUGUAGCAAAGAAUUUGAUUGGAAAAUGAUUUAAAAUUUGUUAGAAAAGGAUGGAAUAGGAAACCUAUCCUUGCUAUCAGAAGCAAUGAAAGUGAUGUUGCCUUUUCAAUCCAGUAUCAUGAUGAAGUAUAUCUGGUCAAUACAGUCUUUCUUUUAAAGAAAGAAAUGUUUGAAAAAGCACAAGAAGAAGCAUCUCCAAGUUUACUGGUAAACAAAUAUCAAACCCCACAGGUUUUGAAGUUACUAAGGCUGCCUCUUCAGAUUUAUUUAUGGGCUACAAGACCAUGUUAGAUUAUCAAUUUGUUGAUGAUUGAACCUGAUGACAAAGAAGCACUUGCUGUAAUGAGAGAGUCCUUUGAUCAGCUUCUUUCUAAUGACACCUGUGUGCCUCUGUUUGUGGAAACUUAUGUCUGCGUUCUGAUGCGGUUGAAACUACAAGAAGAAGCUGAAAUGUUUCUUCGGAAAUAUGUGGAGAAAGAGUCCCAGGGAACCGUAGCAAUCACACCUGCACUUCAUGCUUUAAAUAUAAUGAAAUUGCACAUGCCAAAAGCUAGUCUAGGGAUAAUCAUCUCUAUUCUUGAACUGGUUGCUGAAAGAAACUCGGGAGAUGCGAAGGUUUUGGAGCUCUGCCAACAUUAUUUGCACGUUCAUAAUUCGGGCAUUAAUUGUCAGUCUGACACUGAAUCGGAUUUUGAUUUCGGAUCGGAUUAUGGUGCCAUUUCCUUGGCCCACAAACGUGAAGGUCUCAGCAAGUGUCUUGAGCUGAUUGUUUACUUUUUGGACGUGCACAUCUUUAACGUACCUUCGACCGUUAUCCGAGAAGGAUGGAGCAUUAUGGCUGACAUCGUGAGAUGGAUUUGUAUGCAAGGGACGGACGAUUGCCUGCGUUCUGUGGUAGAUCUUUGGCAUAAUGAUAGGAAAAGGUGGUGGCUAUGCUUCCGUCUUCCACGUUCCGGGCCUCCUUUGAAUUUACCACAUGGUGACGCAGAAUUUCUCUCCAACAAAGUAUUUGUCUGCUACGUUUUGGAAUCCCAUCAUCAUCCGUUUGUCGCCACCCUAAGGGAACAUCCAGAGUGCAAAUUACUGAAAUCCCUCAUUAAACAGCUAAGCCAUCACAAAGUCAUGUUUGAUUCCAGAAUUGAACCAAUUCUCAGAGCGAAAGCUCUGAGCAAAAAGCGAAGGAGUUUACAAAUUUCAUCUUGA
Molecule: messenger RNA, 1285 nt
Organism: Daphnia magna
Lineage: Eukaryota; Metazoa; Arthropoda; Branchiopoda; Diplostraca; Daphniidae
Exons: 6
Coding region: 389-1285 (298 amino acids)
Source: RefSeq, a predicted model, not a curated record